GUCGGAGAGCAUUCGAAGGCGUCUUCAUACACGCCCAAUCUCUAUUUGCUUUUCUUCUCUUUCUUUUCUUUCAUCAGUUCCGUUUCUAUCCUUCCUGCGAAAAUGAGAGAGUGCAUUUCCAUCCACAUCGGUCAGGCCGGUAUUCAGGUCGGCAAUGCCUGCUGGGAACUUUACUGCCUCGAGCACGGCAUUCAGCCUGAUGGCCAAAUGCCAAGUGACAAGACCGUUGGAGGAGGUGAUGAUGCAUUCAACACCUUCUUCAGUGAAACCGGAGCUGGAAAGCAUGUUCCUCGUGCUGUCUUUGUCGAUCUUGAACCCACUGUCAUUGAUGAAGUUAGGACCGGGACCUACCGACAGCUCUUCCACCCUGAGCAGCUAAUCAGCGGCAAGGAAGAUGCUGCCAACAACUUUGCCCGUGGUCACUACACCAUUGGGAAGGAGAUUGUCGAUCUCUGCCUUGAUCGCAUCCGGAAACUUGCCGACAACUGCACUGGUCUUCAGGGAUUCCUUGUUUUCAAUGCUGUUGGUGGCGGCACUGGUUCCGGUCUUGGCUCACUCCUCCUUGAGCGCCUCUCUGUUGAUUAUGGAAAGAAGUCAAAGCUCGGCUUCACCGUCUACCCCUCUCCACAGGUCUCAACAUCCGUUGUUGAGCCCUACAACAGUGUCCUCUCCACCCACUCCCUCCUUGAGCACACAGAUGUUGCUGUGCUUCUUGACAAUGAGGCCAUCUACGAUAUCUGCAGGCGAUCACUUGACAUUGAGCGGCCCACCUACACCAAUCUGAACCGCCUUGUCUCUCAGGUGAUCUCAUCACUGACCGCCUCCCUGAGGUUUGAUGGUGCAUUGAACGUUGAUGUUACAGAAUUCCAGACCAACCUUGUCCCAUACCCAAGAAUCCACUUCAUGUUGUCAUCGUAUGCCCCAGUCAUCUCGGCUGAGAAGGCUUACCAUGAGCAGCUCUCAGUGGCUGAGAUCACCAACAGUGCAUUUGAGCCAUCGUCCAUGAUGGCGAAGUGUGACCCACGCCAUGGCAAGUACAUGGCUUGCUGCCUGAUGUAUCGCGGUGAUGUUGUGCCAAAGGAUGUCAAUGCUGCUGUGGCCACCAUCAAGACGAAGCGAACAAUCCAGUUCGUUGAUUGGUGCCCAACUGGAUUCAAGUGUGGUAUCAACUACCAGCCACCAACAGUUGUUCCAGGUGGAGAUCUGGCCAAGGUGCAGAGGGCAGUUUGCAUGAUCUCCAACUCCACGAGUGUUGCAGAGGUGUUCUCUCGCAUUGAUCAUAAGUUUGAUCUCAUGUAUGCAAAGCGUGCCUUUGUGCAUUGGUAUGUGGGUGAGGGCAUGGAGGAGGGAGAGUUCUCGGAGGCGCGUGAGGAUCUGGCUGCGCUUGAGAAGGAUUAUGAGGAGGUUGGGGCAGAGUCUGCUGAAGGUGAGGAUGGUGAUGAGGGAGAUGAGUACUGAGAAGAGUGAAGAAGGGGUUCUUAUCUUGAUGCUGUCUUUCUUCUCUGUUGCUUGUUAUUUUUCUUUAUAUUAGGGUUUAUGUUGGUUGGUAUGUAGUGCUUUCGAAUUUGGAGACUUUCAGUUGUGCAUCAUCCCUAUUGAUGCUUCUGUUACUGGUGAUAUAUGCUAUCCUCUAUGGUUUUAUA
Molecule: messenger RNA, 1643 nt
Organism: Magnolia sinica
Lineage: Eukaryota; Viridiplantae; Streptophyta; Magnoliopsida; Magnoliales; Magnoliaceae
Product: tubulin alpha chain
Exons: 2
Coding region: 103-1458 (451 amino acids)
Biological process (GO): microtubule cytoskeleton organization; mitotic cell cycle
Cellular component (GO): microtubule; cytoplasm
Molecular function (GO): structural constituent of cytoskeleton; GTP binding
Source: RefSeq, a predicted model, not a curated record